CUCCAGCCAGGCCGGAACCCCUUGCGGCGGCCAACGCGCCUCGCCGGAAGCGGACGUCGGCGGACGCGCAGACCGCGCACGCGUAGCCAACAUGGAGGCGUCCUCGCGCGUUCUGGCAGGGGCGCGCCCGCUGCUGAGGCGGCCCGGGACCGGGCUGAUUCCACGGAGGUUGCGGCACAAGAAAAAAUGGGCCUCCACAGAGCCGAAGUUCUCCUCAACCCGGCUGGCCCUGCAGAAUUUUGACAUGAACUACAAGGUCCAGUUUGGAGACCUGUGGCCCUCAAUCCGGGUCAGCCUUCUCUCGGAGCAGAAGUAUGGGGCGCUGGUCAACAACUUCUCCACUUGGGACAAAACCACCUCUGAGUUAGAGCAGCUGAAGGCCAAAGAUUUUGUGAUGGAGGCACAGAGAAGGGUGCAGCAGAAGGCCCUCCCUGAAGAACCCAGUGCUCUGGUCCUUCCUCCAGAGCUGGAGACACCCCCCCCCUCAGCAGCCCCCUGGCCCUGGAGCCCUAACCUAUGCUGUUACACAUUUACCAGAGGGGACAUCAGCCGCUUCCAUCCGUCCAGGGUCGGCAGCCUGGGUGUUCUUGACUACUACCUCAUGGAUGCAUCCUCCUUGCUGCCUGUGUUGGCUCUGGGUGUCCAGCCAGGUGACACCGUCCUUGACCUGUGUGCUGGGCCGGGUGGGAAGACGCUGGCGCUGCUCCUGACCGGCUGCUGCCGCCACCUGGCAGCUAACGACAUCUCUGGCUCCCGAACCCAGCGGCUGAAGCAAGUUCUGCACAGCUACGUACCCCGGGACAGGAACCAGGUGCGAGUAUCCCAGGAUGGUAGGAAGUGGGGAGACCUGGAGAGCAGCACCUAUGACCGGGUGCUGGUGGACGUGCCCUGUACCACUGACCGGCACUCUGUCCUGGAGGAGGACAACAACGUCUUCAAGCGUUCGCGGAAGACGGAGAGCCAGAUGCUGCCCAUGCUGCAGGUGCAGCUUCUGGUGGCCGGCCUCCUUGCCACCAAGCCCGGAGGGGUGGCCGUCUUCACCUGUACCCUCUCCCACCUGCAGAACGAGUACGUUGUGGGCGGGGCCAUCGACAUUCUGGCCAAUGAGUACCAGACCGACGUCCAGGUGGAAGACCUGAGCUGCUUCCGGCAUCUCUUCCAAGACACCUUCUCCUUCUUCCCGUCGUGCCGCAUGGGGGAGCUGGUUCUCCCUGUCCUUUGGGCCAACUUUGGACCCAUGUACUUCUGCAGGCUACGCAGGCUAACUUAGCGGUUCAGCAUCCUGAGCCCCCUUCUGCAGCACAGAGUCUCCGGGAGGACCUGGGAGGGGUGGUGGGAGACGGCAGGCGAUGGCAGAGCUCACCCCCCCCCCACAACCCCUUAUUGUGGCCCAGGUGUGAUUUGCCUCAAUGUCUCCUGUAAAUGUGGGAGCAGAGGAGGGGCAAGGCCUCUGCCCAGGCAGAAGGAGCGCGGCAGGAGGCU
This is a messenger RNA of Phascolarctos cinereus (koala), 1482 nucleotides long. RefSeq names its product NOP2/Sun RNA methyltransferase 4 (gene NSUN4). Gene Ontology annotation, biological process: rRNA methylation. Gene Ontology annotation, molecular function: RNA methyltransferase activity. Gene Ontology annotation, cellular component: mitochondrial large ribosomal subunit. The record is from RefSeq and is a predicted model, not a curated record. Lineage: Eukaryota; Metazoa; Chordata; Mammalia; Diprotodontia; Phascolarctidae.